Molecule: messenger RNA, 2121 nt
Organism: Tremella mesenterica DSM 1558
Lineage: Eukaryota; Fungi; Basidiomycota; Tremellomycetes; Tremellales; Tremellaceae
Exons: 2
Coding region: 1-2121 (706 amino acids)
Source: RefSeq, a predicted model, not a curated record
AUGACUUCACCUACAAAAGGCUUCGAAUAUCUUCCAGGCUUUCUCGCCGCUACUUGCGCUGUAUGUACAUCUUCCUUGUUUGAAGAGAAAGAUGAAUAUGGCAAUGACAUGUCCGUCGUGGCUCCCGUCACUUGUGGUCAUGCCGCACAUGAAACAUGUCUCGAACGUUGGUUCACCACUCAACGUUCACGAUUCGUAGAAAAACAUCAUCGACCAGCAUCAGAAGCCCCAUUAGCAUGUCCUUCAUGUCGUACGGAUUGUCGACUUCCUUCCAACCCUGAACCCACCACCAGCACCAGCACCAAUACCAAUGCCAAUACCGAUCGAUCCACUGGAUUAUUCGGUAGACCUACCGGACCUGUAUUUGGUCGACAUACAAGUUUGAGAGAUUCCAGUUCUGCUAGAAAUCGAUUAGGUUUACCUGAUAGAUCCAAUUCAACUUCUCCUAAUCCCGAAUUAAACAAUUCAAGCUCUACCACCGGUAACGCUCAUUUACUCCGAUUAUACGUGACAUUAUCCGAUACGAGAUAUCUCACAGCUCCCACACUAUCAUCCUCAUCCACAUCAUUGGCAUUAGAUUUGUACAGACGAACCAAAGAUGUUGAAGAAGAAGUCAGAAAUUACACAACGGAAACAAGUUGGCAAACUUCAAAAGAUGUUUUUGAAAAAGGAAUAGCUUUGGCAGGUGAUAUGAAAGUAGCUUCUGAAGGAUCUUUAGAUAUUUUAAGUACUCAAAUAAAUUCUCUCAUUUCAACACUUUCUGAAUUUCAACAAACUUGUCUACCUCUUGAAAAUCUUCAUGAAACUCAACAUCAACUCUCUCGAGCAGAAAAGAAAUUACAACAUCUCAAAGAACGUGUAGGAACAUUAUCAGAAGAAAAAGAUAAAAUGAUUGAAUCUUUUAGAUUGUUCAAAGAUGAAACCGUUCCAAAAAGAUAUAAUGAAAUGUUGAUGAUGGCAAAGAUGGAGUUGGAAAAAGAAUGGGAAAGGAAAAUCAUGGAAGAACAAGUAAGAAGAAAAGGUGCAGUUAGAGAUGCUGAAGAAGCACGUAAAGCGUUAGGUAAUGAAAGUGAUAGAUUGAAAAGGGAAAUCGAUAAAUUACAAAAAGAAAAAGAAGAAUUAGAAAAAGAUUUGAAUACUAGGACUAGACAAUUAAGACAAUAUCAAAAACAUCACGAAUCUAAAUCUCUUUUGAAAUCUAAAGUUGAAGAAUUAGAAGCUGAGAUUGUUCGUCUUAAUCGUCAACAUCUCAAUCGUCCUUCACAUUCUUCCGCUUUUCGGCAUCAUACUUCUCAAGAUGAAUUGGAGGUAAAUUUGGAUGAUUCAAUAUCACCCUCUUCAAAACGUAUACGACAUUCUCAUCUUUCAUCACCUUCCGACAAUUCCAAACAUUUUCGUCAUUCCACUUCUCCUCAAUCUGGUAAUUUUGGAGAAUCUUCCAAUCGGGAUCAACAUGAAGAUACAAAGUGGUUCGAUGACCCGUCUGAAGAAUUCGGAGAGAACGAUUCAAACGAAGAAUUAUCAUCGGAUGAAAAAGAAGAAAACGACGAUUCAUUAUUGAUUUCUUUCCCAUCUUCCCCAUCUACUCAAAAAAGGUUUCCGAGCGUCCAUCCAUCUAGACAAAACAAAACGACCACGGGGUCAGAAAGACGUAUGACAAAUAUGACAAAGGAGAAAUACAGUAUUCAUGGUGAAUCACAUAAACGUAAAAUAUCAUCAAACGUAAUGGAGAAAAAGAGACAUCCGACAGCUAGGACAUUCUCUUUCGAUUUGAUUUCUAAAUCUUCGAAAACAAAUCAAUCGAUUAGUAGAUCGUCAGGAUCAUCAGGACCAUCGAGUUUAUUGGGAAAGUCAACUGUGAAGAUUACAAAGAUGAAAGAAAACGAUGGGAAAGAGAAAGAAAAUGCAAUUUUAGUAGAUAGUUCUUCACCUCUCAAAGAAACCGGUUUCACAGGACAUACAAAUAAGAUAGAUAUGGGGAGAUUGGAUAUGGUUCAUAAGAAUGGAGAAAGAAUUGAUGGGAAAAGGAAAUUGAGUGUGGCGCAGGUGUUAGGGAUGACGGAUAGGAAUGGUCGACCUGUUGGGGUGUUAGGUAUGGGUGUCAAGGUCAGACGGAGAUGA